GAGCAACACCUCCCUCCCCCUCUCCUCUCCUCUCCUCUCCUCUCCUCUCCUCAGUCCUCUGCUCUGUUUGCUUUGGGGACUGCAAUCAAAUUCCAGUCUUUCUUCCAUUUUCUUUUCUUAGCUCCUCUCUGUCUCCCUUCCUCCCUCCCCCCCUCUCUCUAUAUUACUUCACAUGCCCUCAUUCACUCCUCGUUCCUUCUUCUCAGUUCACAACUCCCCUGUGUUUCCUUGAUCCCAAAAAACAGAGCAUCCAUCCUAAGGCUACUCUGAAGCAGCAGAAAUGAUCACGGGCACCGACUUCUACCACGUCAUGACCGCCAUGGUCCCGCUCUACGUGGCCAUGGUCCUCGCCUACGGCUCCGUCAAGUGGUGGAAGAUCUUCACCCCCGACCAGUGCUCCGGCAUCAACCGCUUCGUCGCCCUGUUCGCCGUCCCCCUCCUGUCCUUCCACUUCAUCUCCACCAACAACCCCUACAAAAUGAACCUCCGCUUCAUCGCCGCCGACACGCUACAGAAGAUCAUCGUGCUCGUCGUCCUCUUCGUGUGGAGCAAGAUCAGCAAGAGGGGUUGCCUGGAGUGGGUGAUCACUCUGUUCUCGGUGUCCACGCUGCCCAACACCCUCGUCAUGGGAAUCCCUCUGCUCAAGGGUAUGUACGGCGAGUUCUCCGGCAGCCUCAUGGUCCAGAUCGUCGUCCUCCAGUGCAUCAUUUGGUAUACCUUGAUGUUGUUUUUGUUCGAGUACCGCGGGGCAAGGAUGCUCAUCUCGGAACAGUUCCCCGACACGGCGGGCUCGAUUGUGUCGAUCCACGUGGACUCCGAUAUCAUGUCGCUCGAUGGGAGACAGCCCCUUGAGACGGAGGCCGAGCUCAAGGAGGACGGGAAGCUCCACGUGACGGUGAGACGGUCGAACGCCUCGAGGUCUGACAUCUUCUCGAGGAAGUCCAUGGGCUUCUCGUCGACCACCCCGAGGCCGUCGAACCUCACCAACGCGGAAAUCUAUUCCCUUCAGUCCUCAAGGAACCCAACCCCGCGGGGCUCCAGCUUCAACCACACCGAUUUCUACUCCAUGAUGGGUGGCAUCCCCGGUGCGAGGAACUCUAACUUCGGAGCCAACGAUGCAUACGGCCUCUCGGCCUCCCUAGGGCCAACACCAAGGCCAUCGAACUACGAGGAGGAUGCUGGUGGAGUUGGGGGCAAGCCGAGGUUCCAUGGCGGUUACCAUGGCUCCGGGAACAACAACUACCCCGCCCCGAACCCGGGGAUGUUCUCGCCGAAGAAUGCGGGGGGUAAGAAGCCAAAUGGGACGGCCCAGAGGAAAGGGGAGGAAGGAGGGAGGGAUCUCCACAUGUUUGUUUGGAGCUCAAGCGCUUCCCCGGUCUCCGACGUAUUUGGGAAUGGGAACCAUGAGUUCGGUGGUACCAACAACGACCCAAAGGACGUGCGAUUGGCCGUUUCGCCCGGAAAAGUGGAGAAUCAAGAAGGGGAGUACCUAGAGAGGGACGACUUCAGUUUUGGGAAUAGGAGGGCAAUGGAGAAUGGGCAUGAAACAGGGGCUGAGAAGGGUGAUGGGAAGCCAAAGGUAAUGCCACCCACAAGUGUCAUGACUAGGCUCAUCCUCAUCAUGGUAUGGAGGAAGCUCAUCCGGAACCCUAACACGUACUCGAGCCUCAUCGGCCUCACCUGGUCCCUCGUCUGUUUCAGGUGGAAUGUGGAAAUGCCGAAAAUAAUAGAGAAGUCCAUCUCCAUACUGUCGGAUGCAGGGCUUGGCAUGGCAAUGUUCAGUCUUGGGCUAUUCAUGGCGUUGCAACCUAGGAUAAUAGCAUGCGGGAACUCAGUGGCAGCUUUCACAAUGGGCGUGAGAUUCCUCACUGGCCCGGCCGUCAUGGCCGCCGCCUCCAUCGCCAUCGGCCUCAAGGGCGACCUCUUACAUGUUGCCAUCGUUCAGGCAGCUCUUCCACAGGGGAUUGUUCCCUUUGUCUUUGCAAAGGAGUACAAUGUACACCCUGACAUUCUCAGCACAGGGGUGAUAUUCGGUAUGCUAAUAGCUCUCCCGAUAACACUCGUUUACUACGUCUUGCUGGGCAUAUAGUGGAAGAGAGGAGCAAUUAAAAAGAUUUGAGAAAAUCUCGGGGCAAAAGUGAUCAAUCAACCUAGCUAUGGUUUAUGGAGAGACAUGAUCAGCAGAUCAACAACCAAAGGAUUGAGGACAGAGAGCUCAACAAAGUCGGAGGAAUUAAUCUUUGAAAUUUGUAUAAUCAAAUGUGGUGUAGUCAAUUUGCUAGAGAAGUGUUUAUGUUAGUUCUUUUUUUCUUUUUAAAUCCCUUUUCUAAUUUUUUUGGCUUCCAUUAUUUCCUUUUUCUCCAAUUUUAUUGUAAGAAAAUUAGUGGAGAAUAUGUUGUUGCUAAUCAGAAGCCCACAUGACCAAAAGGGCAGGCAAGCGAACAAGGGAAAAAAAGGAAAUAGAAAGUUGGGUUAAUGAUGUUUGACGA
Molecule: messenger RNA, 2489 nt
Organism: Punica granatum (pomegranate)
Lineage: Eukaryota; Viridiplantae; Streptophyta; Magnoliopsida; Myrtales; Lythraceae
Source: RefSeq, a predicted model, not a curated record